AGAACUCCUACUGCAACUACUUACCUAAGGCCACAGUCUGAACAAUACUUGUCAAUGAACACAGCCUGCAGGUUUUAUCUCUGAACGCCGCGUUCUAAUGCGCACCACUGAUUGUUUUUCUUCGCAACUUAUAGAUAGAAAUUCAUCGCAUCUGCACCAAACAUCUAGCAGCUUCGCCGCUCGCCACACGACCACAUCUAGCUGGCCCAUACGGUCGCCGACCAAGAUCUUGCUCUACACCGCCUGUUGCAUACAACUGCAUAUUUGGCAGACCCAUGUCCGACCUGUAUCGCUCUGCGCUUUCAGCGCGCAUCUCGAAGCUGCCCAUGCUACCUCCCGAUUCCGACGAGGAAGACGAGGAGUCGGAAGCGGCAGAUUCGCUCGGAUCGCUACCUCCGCCUGUAUCAGGCAUCGGUCCCACUACAAUGCCAGGCACCCGCGCACACACGUCCGCACAACGCAAACGCGUUCCCAACCUCGAGCUCACGCCACUCUCCGCCUCUAACUACUUCGCGCAAGCGACCCAGAUCGCCGUGCCCGACUCGGGGCUGGACGUCCGCGCGUACUACACGCCGCCGCGGGUGAGCGAGGGCGGAGACGCGGGGACGGUGAUGGUGUGCCACCACGGUGCGGGACAGUCCGCACUCACAUUCGCGCUCCUGGCGGGGGAGGUGACGGAGCUGAGUCGCGGGGAGUGCGGCGUGAUGGCGCUGGAUUGCAGGGGGCAUGGCAAGACGGCCACGACGGUGCCGAGGCCGGGGCUGGAGGGCGGCGAGGAGGACUUCUCGAUCGACACCCUAACGAGCGACUUUGUGAAUACGUUGAAGGUGAUCUAUCCUGAUCCCAGCGCGGCGCCUACGAUAUUGCUUGUCGGCCACUCCCUCGGCGGCUCCGUGAUCGUACGCGCAUGUCCACUACUCCAAGAACUCAAGUACCGCAUCACAGGCGUCGCGGUUCUCGACAUCGUCGAAGAGUUUACGCUCGAAGCGCUCCCGAUGAUGCACUCCCUCCUCGACGCACGCCCCGCCGGGUUUGGGAGCCAGGAGGAAGCCAUCGAGUGGCACCUGAAGACCAACGCCGUCCAUAACCCACUCUCCGCGCGCGUCUCCGUGCCCGCGACCAUCCAGCCCGCACCCGAGGGCACGUCCCCUCCCUGGAUCUGGCGGACUCCCCUUCGGAGCACGGCGCCCUACUGGACGAGCUGGUUCACCUCGCUCUCGAAGCUGUUCCUCUCUGCGCGGACGGCGCGCCUGCUCGUGCUCGCGGGCGCGGAGCGGCUCGACCGCGAGCUGAUGAUCGGCCAGAUGCAGGGCAAGUUCCAGCUGACUGUCGUACCGGGCGUGGGGCACAUGCUCCAGGAGGACGAUCCGAGGAAGCUGGCGGAGGUGCUGGUCGAGUUUUGGAGGCGCAACGAGAGGGUCAUACCAGGUGUCAAGAAGGUCGGAGAGCGUUGACUCAGGUAUAUACUUACGCAGAGAAAGAGAUUCGAGAAGAACGCAGCAUUGUAUAAUCUAACUCAGAAUGGUAGAUGACGACGCGUGCCAUGGGACGGCGGAGCAAGUUUGAAAGAUGUGUGCGCGAGGCCCAAACGGCUGCAACGACUCGGACGCGCAUAACACAGUGAUACUGUGAGGAUGAUACAUGCGCUGUGUAACUGCAAUGGAUUGGA
Molecule: messenger RNA, 1669 nt
Organism: Fomitopsis serialis
Lineage: Eukaryota; Fungi; Basidiomycota; Agaricomycetes; Polyporales; Fomitopsidaceae
Product: Alpha/Beta hydrolase protein
Exons: 9
Coding region: 276-1454 (392 amino acids)
Biological process (GO): protein demethylation
Molecular function (GO): protein methylesterase activity
Source: RefSeq, a predicted model, not a curated record